AUGUAUUUUCUCAUCUACUGUUGUGUCUGGUGUUCUGUGCUCCAUCCUCCCGUCCUGUUGUCCUCCUCCCGUCCUGUUGUCCUCCUCCCGUCCUGUUGUCCUCCUCCCGUCCUGUUGUCCUCCUCCCGUCCUGUUGUCCUCCUCCCGUCCUGUUGUCCUCCUCCCGUCCUGUUGUCCUCCUCCCGUCCUCUCGUCCUCCUCCCGUCCUCUCGUCCUCCUCCCGUCCUCUCGUCCUCCUCCCGUCCUCUCGUCCUCCUCCCGUCCUCUCGUCUCCUCCGUCCUCUCGUCCUCCUCGUCCUCCUCCCGUCCUCUCGUCCUCCUCCCGUCCUCUCGUCUCCUCCCGUCCUCUCGUCCUCCUCCCGUCCUCUCGUCCUCCUCGUCCUCUCGUCCUCCUCCGUCCUUCGUCCUCACUCGUCCAGUCCUCUCGUCCUCCUCCGUCCCUCGUCCUCCUCCCGUCCUGAUCGUCACGCUCCCGUCCUCUCCCCUCCUUCCUCGCGUCCUCCCGUUUCCUCCUCGUCUCGUCCAGCACUCUCGUCCUCCUCCCUUUCGCUCUCGUCCUCCCCCUUUCCCCUUCUCUCAUUCUCCAUUCUCCUGUCUUUCCCCAUUCUUCUAUUUUCCUCUUCUGUUUUCCUGUUCUCUGUUCUCCUAUUCUCCUAUUUUCCCUAUUUUCUCUGUUUUCCCAUUUCUCUCAUUCUCCUAUUCUCCUUUCCCAUUUCCCAUUUCUCAAUUGUCUUUUCUUAA
Messenger RNA from Suillus bovinus, 741 nucleotides. RefSeq lists its product as uncharacterized. The transcript has a single exon. Bases 1 to 741 code for a protein of 246 amino acids. NCBI's taxonomy places the organism in Eukaryota, Fungi, Basidiomycota, Agaricomycetes, Boletales, Suillaceae. The record is from RefSeq and is a predicted model, not a curated record.